Molecule: messenger RNA, 1035 nt
Organism: Capsella rubella
Lineage: Eukaryota; Viridiplantae; Streptophyta; Magnoliopsida; Brassicales; Brassicaceae
Product: expansin-A8
Exons: 3
Coding region: 83-859 (258 amino acids)
Biological process (GO): plant-type cell wall organization
Cellular component (GO): extracellular region
Source: RefSeq, a predicted model, not a curated record
CUUUUGAUUCCAUAUCAGUCUCCCACCAAAUCAAAUCCGAUACUCCCAACCGAAAUAACCAACACAUUCAAGAAAACAAAUAAUGUCUAUCACAUCAAACUCCAAGUAUUCAAUAUUAAUCUCAACUAUAUCCAUACUCAGCUUAUCAUUGUUCCUCCAAGGAACUCGUGGAGACUACGGAGGUUGGCAAGGUGGCCACGCCACGUUUUACGGUGGCGGCGAUGCUUCCGGCACCAUGGGCGGAGCUUGUGGCUAUGGAAAUUUGAAUAGCCAAGGUUACGGGACGAACACGGCGGCUUUGAGUACGGCUCUAUUCAACAACGGGCUCACUUGCGGCGCGUGCUAUGAGAUGAAGUGCAACGAUGACCCGAGGUGGUGUCUCUCUUCUACUAUCACGGUCACAGCCACUAACUUUUGCCCACCAAACCCUGGCCUCUCCAACGAUAAUGGAGGUUGGUGCAAUCCUCCUCUUCAGCAUUUCGACCUCGCCGAGCCAGCUUUUCUCCAGAUCGCUCAGUAUCGUGCCGGCAUUGUUCCUGUCUCUUUCCGAAGAGUACCGUGUAUGAAGAGUGGGGGAAUAAGGUUUACGAUCAACGGACAUUCAUACUUCAACCUUGUUCUGAUAUCGAACGUAGGAGGAGCCGGAGACGUACACGCCGUAUCGAUCAAGGGCUCGAAAACACAGUCGUGGCAAGCGAUGUCUAGGAAUUGGGGACAGAACUGGCAGAGUAAUUCUUACAUGAACGACCAAAGCCUCUCGUUCCAAGUCACCACCAGCGAUGGUCGCACCGUCAUUAGCAAUGACGUGGCUCCUUCUAAUUGGCAGUUCGGACAAACCUACCAAGGCGGUCAGUUCUGAUGAUCAGUUCAUCUCUCUGUUUUGGGUGCUGACGUGGCUGCGUAUUGCUGAGGUGGCUCGUAUAAGCACCCGCUUAGCUUAGUUUUUUCUCUUUUUUUUAAUCAUAUUUACGAAUUGUUGGUUAAAUGGUUGUAUUUUCAUCAUGCCUACACAAAUCAAAGGUUUUUUUUUUUUUU